Messenger RNA from Cyprinus carpio (common carp), 4488 nucleotides. Its product is annotated as kinesin light chain 2. Gene Ontology annotation, molecular function: kinesin binding. Lineage: Eukaryota; Metazoa; Chordata; Actinopteri; Cypriniformes; Cyprinidae. Gene Ontology annotation, biological process: microtubule-based movement. The record is from RefSeq and is a predicted model, not a curated record. Gene Ontology annotation, cellular component: membrane-bounded organelle; kinesin complex; cytoplasm.
CGCGCAGGGCUGUGGAUUCUGGGAGGGGAGCACAAACACACACAUCAGCCAUUUUCAGUUUGCUGUGGUCACCCUCUCUCACUCCAGCACAAAGAUCCGCCAACUGUCCAGCUGAAAGGGACGAGAAGGAUGGACGAAGCGAAAGCGGGUCAUCGCGCGCACGGGCGUUUGUUUUGCUGAGCGCGUCAAAGACAAAAGCGCAUCGGGCGGACGCGCAUCAUUACGGCCGAUGCGUCGCCGGUUCAUCUGAUUCAAGUCUGAUAUCGUUUUAUUGGAGCGAGUCUUGGAUUUCGGACGCGUCUGAAUCCAUAACAUCACGCUGUUUUCACGCUUGGGUACAAUAAGAGCCUGAAAUACCAACAAAAAAGCGGAUUAUUAAAGCGAGUCCGGCGGGUGAUGUCCGCCAUGGUGUACCCACGAGAAGAGACGCUGGAGCGGCCGACGCAGGACGAGAUCGUGCUGAACACUAAAGCGGUGAUGCAGGGUUUGGAGACGCUGCGAGGGGAACACACUCAGCUCCUCAACUCCAUCCUGGACUGCUCUCAGCCGCCCGUCGCGCAGGAGAAAUCCAGCCUGCUCCGCAAGAGCCUGGAGGACAUCGAGCUGGGGCUGGGAGAGGCGCAGGUGAUCAUCGCUCUGUCCGGUCACCUGAGCGCGGUGGAGUCUGAGAAGCAGAAGCUGCGUGCUCAGGUGCGUCGGCUCUGUCAGGAGAACCAGUGGCUGCGGGACGAGCUGGCCAGCACUCAACACAAGCUGCAGAAGAGCGAGCAGUGCGUGGCCGAGCUGGAGGAGGAGAAGAAACACCUGGAGUUCAUGAACCAGAUCCGGAAGCUGGACGAGGACGCCUCGCCCUCCGAGGAGAAGCCUGGAGAGAAGGAGAAGGACAAUCUGGACGAUCUGUUUCCAAACGACGACGACCAGGGACCAGCUCAGCCCAGCGGUGAAGCGGCGGCGCAGCAGGGGGGCUACGAGAUCCCGGCCCGUCUGAGAACGCUUCAUAACCUGGUGAUCCAGUACGCGUCUCAGGGCCGCUACGAGGUGGCCGUGCCGCUCUGCAAACAGGCUCUGGAGGACCUGGAGAAAACCUCCGGACACGACCACCCAGACGUGGCCACCAUGCUCAACAUCCUCGCCCUGGUCUACAGGGAUCAGAAUAAGUAUAAAGAGGCGGCUCACCUGCUGAACGACGCUCUGGCCAUCAGAGAGAAGACUCUGGGGAAAGAUCACCCCGCCGUGGCCGCGACCCUCAGCACUAUGGCCGUGCUGUACGGCAAACGCGGGAAACACAAGGAGGCCGAGCCGCUCUGCAAGAGAGCGCUGGAGAUCCGCGAGAAGGUUCUGGGUAAGUUCCACCCUGACGUGGCGAAGCAGCUCAAUAAUCUGGCUCUGCUGUGUCAGAAUCAGGGCAAGUAUGAGGAAGUGGAGUAUUAUUACCGCAGGGCACUCGAGAUCUACGAGAACAAACUGGGCGCCGAUGACCCCAACGUGGCCAAGACCAAAAACAACCUGGCGACGUGUUACCUGAAACAGGGCAAAUUCAAAGACGCAGAGACGCUUUACAAGGAGAUCCUGACCCGUGCGCAUGAGAAAGAGUUCGGCUCUGUCAACAAUGAUAACAAACCAAUCUGGAUGCAUGCAGAGGAAAGAGAAGAGAGCAAGGGUAAGAGGAAGGACUCGGGUCAGUACGGCAGCUGGUACAAAGCCUGUAAAGUGGACAGCCCCACUGUUAACACCACGCUGAAGAGUCUGGGUGCACUGUACCGCCGGCAAGGCAAGAUGGAGGCCGCCGAGACGCUGGAGGAGUGUGCGACGAAAAACCGCAAACAGGGCUUCGAUGCGAUUAAUCAGAGUAAGGUGGUGGAGCUGCUGAAGGACGGAGCUUGUGCUGGAGGAGACAGACGUCAGAGUCGGGAUGGCGUAAACGGCCCCGGAGGCCCCCGAGGAGACUGUGAAGGAGACGAAGCCGAGUGGAGCGGGGAUGGUAACGGUGCCCUGCGCAGGAGCGGCUCAUUCGGGAAGAUUCGGGAAGCGCUGCGGCGCAGCAGUGAGAUGCUGGUGAAGAAGCUGCAGGGCAGCGGCCCUCAGGAGCCACGCAACCCCGGGAUGAAGAGGGCGAGCUCCUUAAAUUUCCUCAACAAGAGCGCAGAAGAAACCACACAGGAAUCUAACAGCGGUCUGUCAGAAUCCAGAGGACUGAGCGCUAGUAAUGUGGACCUGACCAGACGCAGCUCUCUGAUCAGCUAAAAAAAAGACAUCUGGACGUGGACAAGGAGCUAAACGGAGAGGCUGUUUGCUACCUACUUGAACCGAAAAUCUCAUCAAAACGUUUUCCUAAGAACAAGCUCUUCAAAGCAAAAACAUGUCUUUUAGUUUCACAUCGCUUGCAAAAUCUGGGCUUUGUCUCUCUGCUUCGCCUUUAGCGAGAUCAAACGCAAUGUAGCACGCUAUCGCCACCUAGACCACACACUCGAGCGACAUCACUGCUGAAAUCAUAGCAUGGCGACAGAAUCGCGUAGUUUAGCACACAACAAUCAAGUUAACAAAGCAUAUGUUUGUCAUUUAGAAAACAAAGUUCAUAUAUAGUAACAGCUUCCACAAAACGAACUCGCUAAGUUGAAAAUGGUGCGAAAAACUCCUGCGAAUACACUUAAGAAAAAUAUGAGUGUAGAAGAUGAGGUGAAAUUCAAGAGCACUGACUGGUACGACCUCACUUUUACCUUCUGAGUUUGAUGUAUAUAAUGAUGAAAUUAUUUAAGGUCUUUUUGUUUCGCAAAAUUAGCGCACAAGGAUUUUGUUUACACUGUAGCUGGAUGUCUGUCCUGGAGCGACUGGAAAUCGCGUUGAACGCUACAAUGAAGGAUUCUGCUGUACGAUUUAAAGCUGAUUUGAGCUAGAGCUCUUAUUUAUUAACGAAUCUAUAUUCAUAAUUCGAACGCUCAGUCAUUUUAUCGGAUUGUAAGUCAAACUCCAGCUCUGUCUGUCAAAAAUCGGAUGAGAUGCUGGAAAAGGCCAAACGUAUGUAACUGGAAAUUUCCAUCAGUUUAAAAUGUGACAUGUUUUUAAUUUUAUAUGAUUUUCUAGCCACUAGAAUACCAAGAUGUGGCUAAAACAGGCAAAUCGUCUUUUCUUUUUUUUUUUCAAUUUUAUCUCUUCAUGUUGAUGAAUUGCAUAUCCUAACGGACAGCAAAUGUCUUAGUGUACUUGUAUGUGAAUGUUUUUUCACUGAUUAAGGAUGCGUGUGUUUGAUUUUGGGUUUAUUUGAAUGAUUUUACUUGUGUUCAUCAGAGGCGAGUGAUCUCUGAAUGCACAGUCGACACUAGCUUUGGGAACCAGCCAUACGAAUGGGCGAAUCUCAUAAAUGAGUCAUAUUUCACCUCAAAUCAUAUGCAAUUAUGCAUUUUACAUAAAGAAAAUAGGACCAUUAAUUUUUUUCCUUCUUUGCAUCGCCCCAUUAAAGCACAUUUUUCCAAUUUCAAUUUACAAUACACACACACACACACACACAUAUACAUAUAUAUAUAUAAAACGCUAUGGAGAGAGAGGUAUGGAUAUAUAUAUAUAUAUAUAUAUAUAUAUAUAUAUAUAUAUAUAUAUAUAUAUAUAUAUAUAUAUACAUAUAUACCCCUCUAUCUAUAGCUAUACAUUAAAAACCCAAAUGCAUCAUUGAAAUAUCAUUUAUUUGACAUUGUGCAUUAAUUUUGCUUGUUACAGCAAUACUUUAUUGGGAUUUUAGAAGUUUAAAUGUGCUGAUUUGUUGUUAAUGUCACAAUGCUUAAAUGUGAUCCUUAAAUGUGCUUGAUUUUCUUUCAAAAUAUUCUUAGUUGAAUGCAAUUCUCCAGUUUUACUGUUUUGUUUUGUUUUGGUUUUUGCGGUGAAAUGUGACACAACCUUGUUCUUGGCAGGUUUUGUGAGAUUUUCUCGAAUAGAAUGUAUUGCAAAAAGUUAGCAAGUUUUGUUAAGCUGAACAAAAAGAAAGGUUCUAGAAAGUGCUCGAGUGAUGAGAUAAACAAAGUGAUGAAAGUUAUGAAAUUGGAGCAAUAGAUAUGAAUGUCACAAUUGAUUGUAAAAUACAGAUUUUUUUUUUGACUCACGACCACAAAAACACAGACUUGUGUAAGUUAUCCUCCUCGUGCUUCUAUCACAGACAGGUGUGUCGUUUAUCAAUGCCGUGUUUACACCACUUAUGAAUGUGAACCCACCUCUUGCUGUGUUGUUUGUCAUGAUUUGUGAUGCCUUCCUCUCACCACAUUAGAUUGUGCUGCAGAUACACAGGCUGCCCUUCUGCACUGAUCUCAGAACAGCGCCCCCUGUCCCAUUCAUGAAUCGUAGUGUUGUUAGAAGGAACCCGUCGCGUCCCCAGAUCAGCUGUGAAGGGAAGCGUCUAGCAGCUCUGUAGAGUGUCCUUCCUCAGAUAUACUUCACUUGUGAAGGGGCCAGCCUCAUGUAUGCUUUAAUAAACGGUUCGGAAUAAACUCUGCUUUUCAAACC